Molecule: messenger RNA, 4039 nt
Organism: Brassicogethes aeneus
Lineage: Eukaryota; Metazoa; Arthropoda; Insecta; Coleoptera; Nitidulidae
Source: the annotation of a GenBank genome assembly
AUGUUGAACUUUAAGGCUGCCAGAAGGGCGUCUACAAGAGUAAGAACGAUCGUUUUUACAACAAAUAAUGUGAUUUUUUUGGAUAAAGACUGUGUAGAGUUAGCGAAGAAAUUGGUUUCUGAGAAAACCUAUGAAUUGUUUGGUCGGGAUCUAAAUGUGGAAAAAAUAGUAAAUUUGAGCACAGCAAUAUUGGGUUUGACAAGAGAAGGUGAUGAUGAAGUUAUAGCAGUAAUGUGCAUCAGUAACCACCCCAAUAUAGCAUCCAUACCAUCAUGGGACUGGUGCGACUGGUUUAAAUUCCAUUACGGUAUAGAAAACGUCACUUCUAGAAACUCAUGCUGGAUACAUCUGAUGGUAUACGAACCUGGAUACGGUAGAGGGGUUAUGAGUCCGAUGGUCAGAUUGCUCUACAGAAUGAAAAAUAUGGAAUAUGUUUUUAUGGUGGUGCCGCCUGGUGUCGAAAGAGUGAACUUUGUUGACCAAGGGUGCAUCCAUAUACUACCAAAAGGUUAUUUAAACCCAAGAACAGUCCAAACUUUGUUCAUGUGGCAAAGGCAGAACUACGUUAAAAAAUACAAAAUAAGGAGGGCCGUUGAGGAAGAUAAUGAUGAUAUAGUUCCUCUAAUAGACAUGUUUUCCGAAAAACUAAAAGACUAUUACGGCGAAUAUUAUAUUGCAGAAAUAUUAACAAGGCAUGAAAAUUCUGGAAGGCAAUUGAUAGUAGCAGAAUUUGACAGUGUAGCGGUUGCAGUGAUUGGACUGAACGAAAACGUAAAUUAUGAAGCUUUAAACGAACAUUUUGAGCUUCGAGCAUAUCAUGGGCUUAAGAAGCCCAGCGAAAUGGAUGAAUUAUAUCGAGAACCUGACCCAGAAAGCAAAAGCCAAUCUGGGUUUAGCCAAAGCCAGAUGGAUGAUUCCGAAUAUUCUAAAAGCAUAGUAGACCAGUCCAAUGUUUUUCAGUACAACCAAUCCGAAACUGGUUCUUCAGAGUUUAUGUUGAAGGAUUCUUCUUCAGACGAUGAUUCGGACUACUCUUUAAUGUUCUCUCCGGACGAUGUAUCGGAAGACGAGUCUUUCUUGUCCAAUAUCGAGAUGGUGGCGAAAAAAUUGGGGGAAUACGAGGAACAUUUAACGCACGAAAUUCAGUAUUACGAACAUCACAAAGGAUCAAGUCAUGACAUCGCCCUUGCUAGGGAACAGUGUAAGAAAAAAAGUUCUAAGAUCAACUUGGUCAAAGAUAUUUUUACCGGUAAUUUUACAGAUUGGUCCCAUUUCAAAGGAAAAAGAAAAUCCAAAUACUACGGCUCUCCCAACGCUUUUGCCCUGGAAAUUGCUCUAGCCCAACCGGCACAUUUGGCGUCGUUGUCACAUUUAUACGAAGCAGCAUUCGAAUGCUUCCCUGACAGGGACUAUUGCGUUUUAUCACAACCAUUCGCACUAACCCCCCCAGUCCUCCAUUUCUUCAUGUUCGUACCCCCACGUCCGGAAGGUACAUUCCCCAACUCCCUAUACUUGCUACACCGCAACAGUAUGGUCGGACAAAUCGCCGUAAGAUCCGCCACUGAAGAAGAUGAGAUGGGAAUCGAAGAUCUUCUCAAAGAAUUACCGAGCAGGGACAAUUUACGCAGACUGUACCAUUCCAGCAUCGAAAGCCCUUGGAGACCCUACCUGUGCUACUUGUUGACCUGCGAAGAUGACAUAAUCGGAAUGGCCGUUUUGUCCGAGUUUAGGGACUCGGAUUACCUCAUGGGGCACUACAACAUAUCGAGGUGGAUGGAUUACCGGUACCAUCGAACGGGUUGCAACGGUUUGAUCGAGUAUCUGGUGGUCACGCCGGUUUUUCACAAGCAAGGCCGGCAUUUUUUGUCCGAGUUGCAUCGGUUGAGCGAUUUCUCGUCGUUGUACUACAAAACGUCGCACAAAGAAAGACCCAUGCAUAAUUCCAUAAGUUAUAUGAUUCCGGUAAAAUCACGGAUCACACCUGUGUAUAACAUGGAGUGCCUACAAGAUUAUCCACCUGAAGAGUAUGUUUUGCGACGUGAAGAUCCAUUUUCUUUAUAUCUAAGCUUACCCUGGACUUCUAAUAGAAGGAGUUUCGAGUUCAAUACAAGAAUUGUGGUGGUAGGGGCCAGCGAGACCGCUCUAGGUUUUUUAGAGGCUUUGUACAUGAAGCAGCCUAAAGAUAAAUUUGUGAUAUUUCAUAACGUAACAAUGGUAAACUCACAUUCAAUGACUAAGCACAAGGUACCAACUAAAAUUAGAGACAAUCUUCUCAUACAAAAAGACUUUGAAUAUGAAUCCUUUUCUACAAUGAUCGCUUCACAAGUUAAUAUAGCCCAUGGAGUGAUGACAGCUAUAAAUAGAAGAGAAAGGUACAUAACUAUUGAUGAUGUCAGUUAUAUACCGUACGAUUUUUUGUUUUUGAUGUGUGGUGAACAGUUCCAGAAGAAUUCUGUUAGACCCGACGUUGAACCAAAAAAGGAGUAUCCAAGGAAUGUGUACGUAAUAAAUACUGAAUUGGAUGCUGUAAGCGCUAUAAUAGACUUGAGAACCAUAAAACAGGUCAAAAAAGGAGACAAAAUCAUAGUCUAUGGUCAUUUUCUACAAGCCCUAUGCUGCAUAGGCACCUUGAUAGCUUAUGGUGUACCGGGUGAUCAAUUAAUAUAUGUAGAACCGUUCCCUCCAAAUGCAUCUUUCGAUGGAGUUUUUAGACAUAGUGUGGAUUUUUUCAAUGAUCCGCUCGUUGAUGAGGCAGUAAUGGAAGCUAUCAAAAGAUGCGGAGUGAAAGUGUACCAAGGCUAUUACUUCCACGACUGGGUGUACCACAAGGCGGAUAACGCCAUAAGUCAUGUCAAAUUUGAGUCGGAAAAUAGGUGCAUGGAUCUAAAAUGUUCGGCUAUGUUUUUUUAUAUAGGAAAAUCCGUGAGCCCUAGAACUUUCAAGUCGAUUAUACAGGCCGGACUUGUGUUUGAUGGGCGUUUGAUUAUUGACGCAAAAUGCAGAACAAACGACAAACACAUUUAUGGGGCGGGUACCUUAACCAGAUAUGGAAGACACUACUAUGCUGAUCAUUUAAUACAUAAAUACUUCAGUAGAAAAGAAAUAGGACAAAAAUUGGGACUUCAAAUAAGGGAAAUGCUGUUGAAAUGCAUAAAUUUAGAUCACACGUACACCCCUGUGUCGCUAAAAAAUCCUGAAUCCGGCCCAUCUAGAAGCAAUUUGCUUGUCCCUAAUUACGUUAAACCUUUGAUACGUUACUGCAAACUUCCAGACGGCCUUUAUUAUCUCUCCAUAAGAAAACCGGGUAUGAUGGUACCGUUGGAAGCGGCGCUAUCCAAAGGGGAUUACGGUCAUGUACUUAUAACUGGAGAUUGCAAAAAUCUGGAUAGGCAGGGGUAUUUCAGGUUGCAUUUGAAUAAAUUCAGAAAAGUGGAAACUAUAACAUGCUUGAACAGAUCUCCAAUUGAAGUCCAGAACCUGGCCCUACUCUAUGGCAAACACGAGCAACUUUUAAACAACUUACUGACCAGGUUUGAAAUGGUCGUCAUUAGAGACCUGUUUGACUAUUUUAGACAGCCAUGGGCGUAUGCGAUUUAUCAUGAUCGUUUUGAUAGCGCUUACGAUCAAAUGGACAGAUACUUGAUGAAUGCAAAGAACGAUGAGAAUGUGAAGUACACGAAAUUACUGAAACAAAUAUACAUUGACAGAAAUUGGACGAAGCUCGAUCUUGAAAAACGCGAUGAAUUGGAGGAAAUGUUUAGAAAAUCUUCUUGCGUAAAAGAACUCGAGUCCAAACUGGUCAAAUUUUUGGAGAGGAAUGAAGACUUUUUACCCAUGUAUGGAACCCCUGCCAAAAUUAAAAAAAUAUUGGGGAUUGACCCUUAAUUUUUAUAUUUAUAUAAAAUAUUUUUUUAUUUGUAUUUUUUGUUGUUUAAUAAUUCUAUCAAAUUUAAGCGGUGUUAUUUUUUAAAUGGUAGAAUCUUAAUUUUAAUUUUACCUACACAGAGGCCAAAAGUUAAUUGUAUAAAAACAAGAAAAU